Molecule: messenger RNA, 570 nt
Organism: Helianthus annuus (common sunflower)
Lineage: Eukaryota; Viridiplantae; Streptophyta; Magnoliopsida; Asterales; Asteraceae
Exons: 1
Coding region: 1-570 (189 amino acids)
Source: RefSeq, a predicted model, not a curated record
AUGCCUCCUCGACAAGAUACGCAACCUCAAAUCAAUGAAGAAAUCGCAGCCCUUGUCGCUCAGCAAAUGGCUGCAGUGCUUCCAGGCGUAGUAGCCCAGAUUCACCAGAUAUACAACAAUGCCCAGUGUAAUUUCAAGACCUUUAAUUCAGCCAAAUCGCUAAAAUUUUGUGGGUCUGAAGGAGCAACCGCACUCUUACAAUGGUUCGAAAGUAUAGAAAGCACAUUCCGCCAUGUUCAGUGUCCCAAUGAGCGAAAAGUAGACUUCGCUUCGAGUGUCUUUCAAAGGAGAGCACUCACUUGGUGGAAUGGUAUUAUGAGGGACAGAGGUGCCGAGGUAGCAAUGGAACUGACGUGGGAAGAAUUUAAAGAUCUUAUGAAGAAGGAAUUCUGCCCACGAAGUGAAAUAAGGGCACUGGAAAAUGAGUUCUAUUAUUUGAAACAAGAUAGUGGGGAAAAUCGUGCCUACACUGACCGAUUUGAACAGUUAAGCCUACUUUGCCCCACUAUGGUCACACCUUUGGACCGGGCCAUUGAGAAAUACAUCGAUGGUUUACCUGACCCUGUCUAA